UUCGGUCAGAACCACCUGUCGGCCCCUUCGAUACGGAAUAAACGCGCGCGUACGGAAACUUUUCGAGCCUAGUGUCGACUGGAGUUGCUCUUGGUCAACCGAUUUCUGCAUCAGAUUUAAUAUAUAUCCCCCGGACAAGAUAUGUCUAAAUACUCACCGCUGCUGCUGCUGCUAAUCGCUGCGGUUGCGCAGGAAUUAACUGUAACGGCUGCGCAAGAUUUGCCCGAAGGCUUUCCCAAGUGCCAACGGGAUACGAACUUCGACAAAUGUCUCGUGGAUGCCGUGAAUAUUGCGAUACAGCAGCUGAAAGGUGGCAACAAGGAGUUCGGUAUUCCGCCCCUCGAACCGCUGACCGUGAAGAAACUAGUUAUAGACGCCGGCAAUGCGCCAAUAAAUCUACGUCAGGCCUUGAAGAAUGUGAAGGUGCACGACAUGAUCUCCACCAGCAAGAUUCAGCGAUACAGAACCGAUCUGGAUAAGCACUUGAUUAUCUGUGAUAGCCGAACCGAUCGUAUCGAGAUGAUCGGUGAUUACGAGAUGUCUGGACGAAUCCUGUUGCUGCCUAUCACUGGUCAUGGCAAGGCUAAUGUCACGCUGAUCAACACCAAGAUCGAACAUCGUCUGAUCGGCGAACCCUUCGAGAAGGAUGGAGUCAAGUACAUGCGCCUCAAGGAUUACCGUGUGUCGUUUGAUCCCAAGCGAGUGUACAUGAACUUCCAGAAUCUUUUCAAUGACAAAACUCUCUCCGACGGAAUGAAUCGGUUCCUGAACGAAAACUGGGAAACAGUGUUCAAUGAACUUAAAGUGGGAUAUGCCAAGAGUUUUGGAAUUAUCUUCCGGGAACUGUCAAAUAAAAUUUUCGAGAAAGUGCCCUUCGAUAAUAUAUUUUUAAGUUAAGAGCUUCUUGCUUACACUUACCUGUUAGGUAAUGUCUAAUUUAUAUGUUACUAUUUAGAUAAUAAAGGACCUAAAACAUUCAGAA
Molecule: messenger RNA, 982 nt
Organism: Drosophila ficusphila
Lineage: Eukaryota; Metazoa; Arthropoda; Insecta; Diptera; Drosophilidae
Gene: Jhbp12
Product: protein takeout
Exons: 4
Coding region: 142-897 (251 amino acids)
Source: RefSeq, a predicted model, not a curated record